GGGGAUCAUUCGCAGGUGCCAGUGCGUGCUCUGAUCACGCUCUGCGCAUACGCAUCCAUCGAAGUUCCAUCGAAUACAAUUUUAUCGAUAUUAAACACGAUAGUUACGAUUUAGAAAAAGUGAAAUAAAUAUUUUCUCGUUUUUAAUAUAUGAGCUGUGAGAAGUGAGAUAAUUGAAAUUGACUUUUUGACGCAUAAAUUUAAAAGGGGACACUUUAAAGUGAUAGAAAAUAUGAAGGUUUUAACAGUUGAUAAAGUGACAAGUGUUGGAGAAGACAAUGAGCCGACUGUUGUGGUGGAGACACCGAAAUUAACCAAAGAGGAAUUAAACAGAGGUUGUCCUCUUGGAGUUUCAAGGGUUACAAAUUCACUAUACGUAUGCGGGGCACAUGCUUUGCCUGGAGCGGUGAAAGCACUCCACCCUGGUUUAAUAGUCAGCGCAGCCCCAGAAUUACCACCUCCACCCGAAGAUGAUGUACCAAGGCAUUUUGUUCCACUUCUCGAUACUCCCAACUCUGAUAUGCAUCCUUACAUGGAACGAGUUGCGAAUUUGAUUAAUGAGGUUGUGCGUAAUGGUGAAGUAGUGUUGGUUCACUGUGUGGCAGGGGUAUCCAGAUCCGUGACACUCUGCUUGGCAUAUUUGAUCAAAUGGCAGAAAAUGACGCUUAGAGACGCAUAUCACCAUAUGAAGCAGAGAAGACCACAAAUUCGACCCAAUACGGGAUUUUUCAAGCAAUUGAUUAAAUAUGAAGAAAGGCUAUUUGGCGAGGCGUCAGUGAAGAUGGUGUAUUGUGAAGCUAUCGAUAAAGAAAUACCCGACGUUUACGAACCAGAAUAUAGUGCGAUGACUUGGUUUAGACAACGGUAUGGACCUAUAGAAAGUUAAGAGAGCUAAAGAGCGAAUGAAAUAUUAUCUGACAAUUAUAAUGAAUGAGACGAAUGACAGAAUUAAAGUGACUGAUGUAAUGAACGAGAUGAAUGACUUAAAGUGACUGAAUGAUGAAUGAGAAAAGACGAGCGUAAAUAUUUAUAAGACUGAGUGAAUGAAUGAUUUAUUGAUAAGACCUACAUUAUAAAGAAAACUAUCUCAGUAGCAGUAUUGAACAAUAAUUAUGUAGGUGUUAAGAAGUAAUUUGAUAUUGUGUUAAAACAAGUCAUUGUUAAAUAAUUCUAAUUAUUCAAAAGUGGAAAUUCAAAAAAUAAUUUUUUGUCGUCUUUAUUUUUAGAAUUAUCUGUAACUUGAAAAAAUGUUUAAUUAUUGUCCUAUAUUUUUCAAUAUGAUAAUAAUGUUAUAAAAAAAUUAGAAAGGAUAACAUAUUUGAUGCACACUAAUUGGGUAUUAUUAGCUAAUGUUAGCUAUUAAAAGCCUGUUGUAAAAAUGUGAGUUACCUAGUAAUAUUUAAUAUUAAUUAAUAUUGGUAAGAAAUGUGAUAAUUUAUUAAAUAACAGUUUAAAUAGGUGACUAUGUUAUGUAAGGUUUAAAUAUUGUAUAUACAUAUAAGUAUAUAUUAAUGGGACCAAAAUAAAUAUACAGUAAAUAAAAAAGU
Galleria mellonella (greater wax moth) is the source of this 1546-nucleotide messenger RNA. RefSeq names its product dual specificity protein phosphatase 14. The transcript has 4 exons. Gene Ontology annotation, cellular component: cytoplasm. Gene Ontology annotation, biological process: protein dephosphorylation. The record is from RefSeq and is a predicted model, not a curated record. Gene Ontology annotation, molecular function: protein tyrosine/serine/threonine phosphatase activity. Bases 232 to 885 code for a protein of 217 amino acids. Lineage: Eukaryota; Metazoa; Arthropoda; Insecta; Lepidoptera; Pyralidae.